This is a messenger RNA of Brassica napus (rape), 2157 nucleotides long. RefSeq lists its product as uncharacterized. The record is from RefSeq and is a predicted model, not a curated record. Lineage: Eukaryota; Viridiplantae; Streptophyta; Magnoliopsida; Brassicales; Brassicaceae. Bases 684 to 1325 code for a protein of 213 amino acids. The transcript has a single exon.
AAAUAUGUUCUUGAGGUGUAAGUAGAGUAGAUUAGUAGCACUGAACUCCAGAUUGCGUCAAGAUUUAAGCAAAGAUCAAGACAAGUCAUAGGUAAGAAAGUUAAUUUAUGUUCAUUUUAACAUUAAGCUUAUGCUGGCUGUGUAAAAAACUAAAAAGACAUCCCUCGAAUGUUUGUGUACAUUCUGGACCUGCUACGCUUUCAUGAUCAUUCUGGCUCAGUCAUCGGUCACCUUUACAUCCCUCGAAUGUUUGUGUUCCAUUAGAUCUACGUGACCUUUUCUUAUCUUUUUUUUAUGUCUAGUUAGUUUCUUUCUUUGGUGGUUCUACCUCUUGCUCCGAAAGGGUUUGUUUACCUCGUCGGCUUAUGAUUCCGGAAAGGUUUCAUACAUUUGCUGGCUUUGUGUAAAACUUGUUUAAAUUAUGAUAAUCUACCGGACGACGAAGAAAAAAAAAAGACAUCCAUCGUACAUACACGUUUGGGAAGGGUUCAGUGGAUUUUUUUUUGGUGUUUAUGUUUUGCCUCGUAAAUUAAAAUUUUAAAAGCCCAAUAUGUAAACAAUUAUACGGCCCAAUAAGUUGAGCCCAUUUAUGACGUCCGUAGUAAAUCGUUUAAAAGCCUUGCUCCGACGUCGAAACUUUCUUCCUCCCGAUUGCGUUCUUUCCCCAAUCGCUGACAGAGACUAUGCACCUUCCGUCGUCAACGUCAACGCCGGAGACGGCUGAUACAGCGUCGAAUUCCACCGUUAUAUGCCAAGAUUGCGGCAGCCAAGAUUCGUGGGUCAUACACUCUGCACGUCUCCGCGGCGUCCUCCGCUUCUUCUGCACGCACUGCCUCCUCCGCAACCAUCCGAUGUCGUUUUGCCCCUCGUGCCUAGCCUUCUACGACUCUUCCCCUCCGCAUCAGUUUCGCCGCGUCUCUUGCUCAAAAUGCGGCUCCCACACUCACAUCCACUGCGCCGGCGGCGACGACGUAAGCUCCUCUCCUCCUUACCUCUGUCCUCCUUGCCUGAACCCUAGUUCGUUCUCAUUCUUCCGUCCGAUCGUCGACGCUAACGGCGUUCGAUUCUUGGAUAAGUCCCUCUCGGAGGCUUUCUUGUGCGCCGCCAAGAUCUCGGCUUUUUCGAUGAGCAGGGCCGUGUUUGUGGCUAAUUUGGAAGCUGAGCUGAAGGGGAGAGAGUGUGCGGUUGCGAAGAAGAGAGAGCGCGAGGCUCUUGAGGAUGUUGUAAAGCUCUACGAGAAGGCGAGGUUGGCUAUUCAGAAGCUUAGAGAAGGCUCCGUUGAGAUCUCCGGUGAUUAUCAGAAACCGAAACAGAGUUUUGCAUAGUGAUAGAGAGGUCUGGCCAAGAUAUUCAAGAAAAGUGAAUAGAUAUGAUAAAGUUGAAGCCUUUUCGUCUAAAGAAGUUUUCAAGCUGAGCAGAUUCUGAUUUAGAGUUCAAUGUAGAGUAUGCAAGUCUUUUUUUUUUUUUUUUUCAGUUUCUUGUUUGUUCGUUUACUAUGUGUAGGAAUCUUUUGAACUGUCAAGUGUUGAAUACUAACGAAGUUCUUAGUCCUAUGUAUCUGGUGAUGGAUUGGGAAUCAUGAGUGUUGUGAUGUUGAGCACAUGAUUCUUAGGAAUGGAUGUGAAUCAUGUAGUGAACACAUUACGCUUAGAAUAGUGUCUUUGCUUCUGUAGCAGUGAACUCAACUUCUUCACGUUCUCAGCACUUAACUUACAAGAACUACCAAAUAAAUUGAUUCAGAAUAGAGUAUCAAUUAAAUGUAUAAGAGCAAGUCCAUUGGUUAGAAACUCUUAUGGAUUCUAAUGAAUAAAUUAGUAGUUAAUUUUGUGAUUUGAAAAGUUUAGAACUUCUGGCAGUCUAAUUAAUUUUUUUUAUCGUCUAGUGGGAGAAUUUCGUCGAGGUUUCUAAUUUUUUUUUUUUUAAGUUAAUUAUUGGAUUUCAGUGGUCAUGUUAAAUGUCUAAAUAUGUGUGUGUAGUAGUUAGAUAAAACUACUAUAAAUAUGUGCAUCCAAUUCAAUAAGAAAAGAGUUAACAAUGUAGACAUACUUGUGUUCUCUCUUCUCUCUACAAUAAGAAAACAAACCUGAGAGUCAAGAGAGUAUGAGUGUGUACUUGUGUGUUAUGGUGAUACACAAGUGAUAACUAAGAGUGAGUGAG